AUGGCCACACUUACACUGCCUGCUGUAGCCCCUUCUCCAACCCAAGACAGUGAGAGACUUAGAGUAGCUUUACAAGGGUGGGGAGUGGAUCAGGAAGUGAUAAUAUGGAUAUUGGGACACAGAAAUGCAGUUCAAAGGAAGAAGAUCAAAGAGACUUAUCAACAGCUUUUUAAAGAAUCCAUCAUUCAUUGUCUACAAUCUGCACUCUCUGGUGUACUUGGGAAAGCAAUGUCCUAUUGGAUGGAAGAACCGCCUGAAAGGGAUGCCAAGUUGGUAGAGAAGACCUUGAAAAGGGGGAAGGCGGGCAUCACUCAACUCCAAGUCAUUGUCGAGAUAGCAUGCGCAUCAUCUCCUAACCAUCUAAUGGCAGUCAGGCAGGCCUACUGCUCUUUAUUUGACUGUUCCCUUGAAGAAGCCAUCACAUCCAAAGUUUCAUCGUCUCUCCAAAAGCUUCUGCUGGGCUUGGUGAGUUCCUACAGGUAUGAUAGAGAAUUGGUGGACUUGAAUGUUGCAAAAUCUGAGGCUACUAAGCUACAUGAAGCCAUUGAAAAGAAGCAAUUGGAUUGUGAUGAAGUUAUGUGGAUACUCAGCACCAGGAAUUUCUUCCAGCUCAGAGCAACUUUUAAGCAUUAUAAACAAAACUACCAAGUUCCUAUCUACCAGGCUAUUAUGAGCUCAGGGAGUGAUGAUUUGGGAUCUCUAUUGCGGGUGGUAAUUUUAUGCAUUGAUGCCCCGGAGAAACACUUUGCCGAGGUUAUAAGAGCUUCCCUCAGUGGUCAUCGGACAGAUGUUCAUUCAUUAGCAAGAGCCAUUUUGGCUCGAGUGGAAAUUGACAUGAUGAAGAUCAAAGAAGAGUAUUUCAAUAUGAACAAGGUAAGUCUUGAUGAUGCAGUGGUACGCAAAACAUCAGGGGGCUACAAGGACUUCUUGAUGACCUUAAUUGGAGCAAGAAUUUGAUUCUCACCGCACAAUCUUAGCCUAUUAUAGUUGACUAUACAUUGCAAACUAGCUCUUUUUGGA
Messenger RNA from Vitis riparia (riverbank grape), 1020 nucleotides. RefSeq names its product annexin D3-like. The transcript is spliced from 6 exons. Lineage: Eukaryota; Viridiplantae; Streptophyta; Magnoliopsida; Vitales; Vitaceae. Bases 1 to 957 code for a protein of 318 amino acids. The record is from RefSeq and is a predicted model, not a curated record. Gene Ontology annotation, molecular function: calcium ion binding; calcium-dependent phospholipid binding. Gene Ontology annotation, cellular component: cytoplasm.